AUGACCGCUCCCUGGCGGCGCCUCCGGAGUCUGGUUUGGGAAUACUGGGCCGGGCUCCUCGUGUGCGCCUUCUGGAUCCCGGACUCGCGCGGGAUGCCCCACGUCAUCCGGAUCGGAGGAAUCUUUGAGUAUGCAGAUGGCCCCAACGCCCAGGUCAUGAAUGCUGAGGAGCAUGCCUUUCGAUUUUCUGCCAACAUCAUCAACAGGAACAGGACUCUGCUGCCCAACACAACCUUGACCUAUGAUAUCCAGAGGAUUCACUUUCACGACAGCUUCGAGGCCACCAAAAAGGCCUGUGACCAGCUGGCGCUGGGGGUGGUGGCCAUCUUCGGGCCAUCUCAGGGCUCCUGCACCAACGCAGUCCAGUCCAUCUGCAAUGCCCUGGAGGUGCCCCACAUUCAGCUACGCUGGAAGCACCACCCACUGGACAACAAGGACACCUUCUACGUGAACCUCUACCCCGACUACGCCUCUCUCAGCCACGCCAUCCUCGACCUGGUCCAGUACCUCAAGUGGCGAUCGGCCACCGUGGUCUAUGACGACAGUACAGGGCUCAUCCGACUGCAGGAGCUCAUCAUGGCCCCAUCGAGGUACAACAUUCGCCUGAAGAUCCGCCAGCUGCCCCUUGACUCCGAUGACUCACGCCCCCUACUCAAGGAGAUGAAGCGGGGCCGUGAAUUCCGCAUCAUCUUCGACUGCAGCCACACCAUGGCCGCCCAGAUCCUCAAGCAGGCCAUGGCCAUGGGCAUGAUGACAGAAUACUACCACUUUAUCUUCACCACUCUGGAUCUAUAUGCAUUAGACCUGGAGCCCUACCGCUACUCAGGGGUGAACCUGACAGGGUUCCGGAUCCUCAACGUGGACAACCCCCAUGUCUCGGCCAUCGUGGAGAAGUGGUCCAUGGAGAGGCUGCAGGCGGCUCCCCGGGCAGAGUCCGGCCUGUUGGACGGAGUGAUGAUGACUGACGCGGCCUUACUGUAUGAUGCCGUCCACAUCGUGUCUGUGUGCUACCAGCGGGCACCCCAGAUGACCGUGAACUCCCUGCAGUGCCAUCGGCACAAGGCCUGGCGCUUUGGCGGCCGCUUCAUGAACUUCAUCAAGGAGGCUCAAUGGGAAGGAUUAACUGGACGGAUUGUUUUCAACAAAACCAGUGGCUUACGGACGGAUUUUGAUCUGGACAUCAUCAGCCUGAAGGAGGACGGCCUGGAGAAGGUUGGGGUGUGGAGUCCUGCGGAGGGGCUCAACAUCACGGAGGUCGCCAAAGGCCGAGGCCCGAAUGUCACCGACUCUCUGACGAACAGGUCCCUCAUCGUCACCACCGUGCUGGAGGAGCCCUUUGUCAUGUUCCGGAAGUCCGACCGGACGCUGUGGAAUGACCGCUUCGAGGGCUACUGCAUCGACCUGCUGAAGGAGCUGGCCCACAUCCUCGGCUUCUCCUAUGAGAUCCGGCUGGUGGAGGACGGGAAGUACGGGGCACAGGACGACAAGGGCCAGUGGAACGGCAUGAUCAAGGAGCUCAUCGACCAUAAGGCAGAUCUGGCCGUGGCCCCCCUGACCAUCACCCACGUCCGCGAGAAGGCCAUCGACUUCUCCAAGCCCUUCAUGACACUCGGUGUGAGCAUCCUGUAUCGAAAACCCAAUGGCACCAACCCUAGUGUCUUCUCCUUCCUCAACCCGCUGUCCCCAGACAUCUGGAUGUACGUGCUCCUCGCCUACCUGGGUGUCAGCUGUGUCCUCUUUGUCAUUGCCAGGUUCAGCCCUUACGAGUGGUACGAUGCACAUCCCUGCAACCCUGGCUCCGAGGUGGUGGAAAACAACUUCACUCUGCUCAACAGCUUCUGGUUCGGCAUGGGGUCCUUGAUGCAGCAAGGGUCGGAACUGAUGCCCAAAGCCCUGUCCACGCGCAUCAUCGGCGGCAUCUGGUGGUUCUUCACGCUCAUCAUCAUCUCCUCCUAUACGGCCAACCUGGCCGCCUUUCUGACCGUGGAGCGCAUGGAAUCUCCCAUCGACUCUGCUGAUGACCUGGCCAAGCAAACCAAAAUCGAGUAUGGGGCUGUCAAAGACGGGGCCACCAUGACCUUCUUCAAGAAAUCCAAGAUCUCCACCUUUGAGAAGAUGUGGGCCUUCAUGAGCAGCAAGCCCUCGGCGUUGGUGAAGAACAACGAGGAAGGCAUCCAGAGGACCCUGACGGCCGACUAUGCGCUGCUCAUGGAGUCCACGACCAUCGAGUACGUCACCCAGAGGAACUGCAACCUUACGCAGAUCGGGGGCCUCAUCGAUUCCAAGGGCUACGGCAUUGGCACACCCAUGGGCUCCCCGUACCGGGACAAGAUCACCAUUGCCAUCCUGCAGCUGCAGGAGGAAGACAAGCUCCACAUCAUGAAGGAGAAGUGGUGGCGAGGCAGCGGGUGUCCCGAGGAGGAAAACAAAGAGGCCAGCGCCCUGGGCGUCCAGAAGAUCGGGGGCAUCUUCAUCGUCCUGGCCGCCGGGCUGGUCCUGUCCGUGCUGGUGGCCGUGGGCGAGUUUGUGUACAAGCUCCGCAAAACAGCGGAGCGAGAGCAGCGCUCCUUCUGCAGCACCGUAGCCGACGAGAUCCGUUUUUCCCUCACCUGCCAGCGUCGGGUCAAGCACAAGCCGCAGCCUCCCAUGAUGGUCAAGACUGACGCUGUCAUCAACAUGCACACAUUCAACGAUCGCCGGCUUCCGGGCAAGGACAGCAUGGCCUGCAGCACACCAUUGGCCCCUGUAUUCCCCUAAGCACAGGUGGGGUGGGGACCGAAGGCCUGGGGGCAGGGCAGAGGAAAGCAAAGGAGACUGGAAGGCACCUCCCCCGUGCCCACACUGGGCUUGGGGACCAGGGCCGUUGCCUGCCUGCUGGGCCAGGAGCCUUCUGCCCUUACCUACCAGGAGACCAGCAGGCCCCCACUUGCCUCUCAUUUCUUCUGUGGGUUUCUAAAGCUGCCAGCCGAGACAGCCAAGGCCAAAGGAAGCACAUGCCUCUCAGGCCAAACUCACCUGCCCCUCAAUUCUCCUCAACAGUCAGAAGUUUCUACCACGGCCCUGCAGAGGCCAAAGAAAAUGAGAAACGGCUCUUAUAUUGCCACUCUUUCCCCAUGAGCCCAGGCCUCCUGGGCCUUGACCGUGAGACCAGAGACAAACCUUGGGUACUUUAAGGGUUGUAGUGUGGCAGCCAUUGGGAGCUGAAGAUGGG
Messenger RNA from Prionailurus viverrinus (fishing cat), 3211 nucleotides. RefSeq names its product glutamate ionotropic receptor kainate type subunit 3 (gene GRIK3). Gene Ontology annotation, biological process: synaptic transmission, glutamatergic; monoatomic ion transport; modulation of chemical synaptic transmission. Gene Ontology annotation, molecular function: transmitter-gated monoatomic ion channel activity involved in regulation of postsynaptic membrane potential; kainate selective glutamate receptor activity. Gene Ontology annotation, cellular component: kainate selective glutamate receptor complex; plasma membrane; presynaptic membrane. The record is from RefSeq and is a predicted model, not a curated record. NCBI's taxonomy places the organism in Eukaryota, Metazoa, Chordata, Mammalia, Carnivora, Felidae.